UGGAAACUUGAUAACGGCGGUAGUAUAUCUUAAACUACCUUGACUAUUCCUAUUUUACAUACUUUUACACUCUCUUUACUAUCAUUCUCUCCAAAACAAAUAAAUCCUAAACCCUGUUCCCACGGUACAAUAGCAGUGUGUAGAUUAUAUUGGAGUGGUGCUACUGUCUUUAAGAAGGUAACUGUUGUUCCAUAGUGAAACAGCCUGACUUGGGCUGAUGCUUUAGAGACUUCAAUAAGAAUUGCUGCUGUACUGUUCGGAAGUAUGACUUCUUCGCCAUGCUUAUAAUAUCUCCAGUCAGGCAUGGAGCAUUUCUUCCCUAUUUCUUUCUCGCAUUGCUGCAUAAUCUCAGUCUCAGUGACAUCUACGGUCACAAGAGAUACGAUGUGUACCAUGAAUAUUCGGUCAGCCCCCGCGGAACGGAGAAUGCACGACUUCCACUACAUGUAAGCAAAUCCCAAAGCGGAGCAACAACUCCUUUAAAGGGAUGACGGGGCCGGCACGUCGAUCAGAAAAAGGGAAUUACAAGGUUCAAGAGCGAUCGAAUAGCAGAUAAGAGAAGAGAAAGAAAAAAAAAAAACCUUUUGCAUGUAAG
This is a messenger RNA of Trichoderma harzianum CBS 226.95, 595 nucleotides long. RefSeq lists its product as hypothetical. The record is from RefSeq and is a predicted model, not a curated record. NCBI's taxonomy places the organism in Eukaryota, Fungi, Ascomycota, Sordariomycetes, Hypocreales, Hypocreaceae. The transcript has 2 exons. The coding region runs from base 279 to 491 and encodes 70 amino acids.